Adelges cooleyi (spruce gall adelgid) is the source of this 2102-nucleotide messenger RNA. RefSeq names its product BLOC-1-related complex subunit 6 (gene BORCS6). Bases 438 to 899 code for a protein of 153 amino acids. The transcript is spliced from 2 exons. The record is from RefSeq and is a predicted model, not a curated record. NCBI's taxonomy places the organism in Eukaryota, Metazoa, Arthropoda, Insecta, Hemiptera, Adelgidae. Gene Ontology annotation, cellular component: BORC complex. Gene Ontology annotation, biological process: lysosome localization.
AUCUGAAUAAUUACAUUACUCUCUUUUCACUAUUCCCUUUCGGUUUACGUCAUCGGUCGUGACAUCGUGACGUGAAAAUUUCCACGCAAAUAUUCCAUUGACCCCCAGCCAUAAGACAUAUUUAUUUCAACAAAAGUUUGCCAAAGAAUAAGUGCCGUGGCAACGAGCAGUACUUGACAAAAAGCUUUCUUUUACCUGUUCCCUGGGUCCGAAAGUGCAAUCGGGCCGAACGGCAGGAACCGAACGGACGUAGUUCAUACAAGUACGGUGCUUGGAAGAGAAAAACGGAUCGUCUGCGGGUAUGGAGAUAGGCGCGCAAGACGGAUGCGUGUGACGAGGAGCCAAUUUCACGCCGUUUUCGCUACAGCAGUCCACGGAUUUGUUCGUUUUCACUAAACACACAAACGCCAAUAUGUAUUACGAGUUGUGGCCGGGACAUGGCGGAACGGGGUAAAUUGGAUUUUUUGAAUAAUCUCGAGGGCACGGUGACCAAAACCGGCGGUAUGGUGACGUUUGUCGCCGAAGAUCUGGAGACCAAACUCAAGCAAACGAGUCCCACCACGCCAGUCAAACCUUCGGGGAAGUACACUUUGGACUUGAAGUUGCUGGACGACAUCGAGUACGAAGCAAAGAAUAUAGCCGCUUCCGUGGAUACUUUGUCGGAGACACUUUCAGGAGUUUUGCACAGCAUGUCCGCCCUGACCGUGGAAUGUUUGGAAAUAUACAGAGACGUGGUGUGCAAGACUUGCGACUCGAUUGAUACCAACAUAAAGUCGAUGUACCAGUUGAUGGCCAAGUGCGAGGAGUUGUCUAGAGAAAUGGAGUCCGUCCACAAAUUGGCCCAACAAGUCAAGAACAUAAAACACGUUUUGGAUUUGUUCGAAAACGCCUUAAACUGAUAUAUUUUAAUACCUACCCAAUUCGAUUACCAUUAACUAAUAAUACCUAUUAAUUAUUAAGGUAUAUUAUUGCCUUUAGUCAAAGUUGCCAUAAAAAUAUUACUAUAAGCAUGUAAAAAAAAAUUAAUAAACUUUCUUAAAAUUUUUUAGUUUAUAUGUUAUUAAGCUCAGAAUCAUAUUUCCAAAUUAGACAAGAUAUGAUGGCACGUGCCUAUGGCCCCCAAUUAAAGAGUACUCACUUCUAUUACAUACUCGUUUUAUCAAUUAUAUUUUUAUUUUUAUAAAAUAUUUAAAAAAAAUGUUUUCACAGUGCAAAAUCAGUUUAAAAGUUAAAACUAGGAAAUAAGAAGUUCUAUCCCUAAUAAUAUUACUAGUUGUGUGAAACAUAUUGUUUGUAAUUAUAUUACACGAAUUAUUGGGUGUCUUAUUCUAUUAUGCACAUUGCAUUAACACAUUGACACCAUGUGGAGGUAAUACAAUUUAUUAUAUAAAAUGGAAAUCUUGUAGUUGGCUAACAAUAAGCUUUAGAAUAAUGGAGCAAAAAAACCUAAUUAUACGAUGUCGAUUACGACAAUAUAAUAUACUUGUACAAUAAAAAGUUUGCGUCAUAAAAACCACCAUUUUAGAUUGCAUUUAGAGAAACCCCACCUUUAUACGGCUAAGCACUUACUGAGAUUCUUCUAGGCUUAUCUUUAUUCAACGGCUCUCCCGAUAAUGUGACACAAUUGCAAACGUCAGUCUGAUGAUAAAACGUAAAGUACUCACUUCUGCCCAAUAUCUGUUGAAAUUCGUCGGGAAAUUAGACAAUUAACAACAAUAUUAUAACUAUUAUUAUUAAUCACCUCUAAAUAUUGACCGAUGUACAUAAGCUGGUACUGUUUCUCGCAUUCCACCACAUUUUGAAAACAACUUUUCUCCAUGACAAUAGACUUGAUCGGGUGGUUCAUUUCAUCGCAACUGAUAUUGACAUUUUUAAAAGCGACCUGUUCGUCUACACCCGACCAACCUUUUGGUAUCAAAGCGAUCCAGUCCUUCGGUGAAAUGCUGACUUGAGCCUAUACCGAUACGGCCGUUUUAUAAUACAUUUGCAUUGAAACAAAACAAACCAAUUUACAAUCUAUUAUGUUACGUUAAAAUAUUUACUUCUUGUUCAAAGUUGUAGUCAACGACUAAAUCUUCUUCUACGAAGUAGCUUUGACGGAC